AUGUCUUUUUCACGAUCAGAAGAAUAUCAAGACGCCUACAUCAAGGAGCUUGAUGCUCGACUGGCUGCCCUCGAAAAUAAUGAAUUCUUUCUUCCAACCCCUCCAAAAACAUCAAAAUCAUCAGCAAGAAGACCGAGAAAGCAAAAUAAAGAUUCCGCAGAAAGAGAUCUUAAAGCUGUAAGUGCUCCCACAUCUGCUCGGCGGAAUAGAGUUCGUAGACAUAAUCAAUUUACCCAACAAGAUAUUCAAAAAUUUUUAAAUUGUGCGUAUGAGAAAAAGCCUCUUUGGAAUUUAGAACCUGAGCAAUAUGAACAAGUACUUUCUAUAUUAAAACAGCAAAAGAAAGAUGCCGUUGCUAAAAAGAGAUUUGUUGAUAGUAUGGAAUCCCAAGAAGCUAUUGAAUAUGUAAAUAAUCAUUACAAGAACGCAAUCAAAGAAGAAGGAGAGCAAGAAAUAGAUUCAGAAUUCCAAGGAAAAAUGGAUACUUAUUACGAAAGUUUGAAGAAGUUUGAUGAUGAGACAAAAGAUCUCGAAGAGAAAUUCUUAAUCAAAAAGCGUAAAGCUAAAGAUUUAAUCGUUGAAAGUCAAAAAGAUGAUUUACUUGAUUUGCAAGAAUACUGGUCUUCUCCUGCAAAGCAACGUCUCUAUAACCGCGCAUCAAAUCAACUUGUUAAUCUAAGAAAACGACAAAUUGACGAAGUUAAUCUUAAUAACCUUGCUGAAGCCGCAAGACUUCAAAAACACAUUUCUAGACUCGAAAGAGAAGAAUCCAGAACAAAUUCUGAAGCAUGGCAACUCGAUUAUAAUCAAGCAUUAGAUAAAUUACAACAAAAGCAUAAGCGCGAGUUAGAAACAUUUGAAUUCCAAAGUAACAUUCAAUUUACUAGUUUAAAGCAGAAAAGAGAGACUUUAAGACGGCGUUUUCUCUAUCGAAAAGCAAAUCUCGAACAUAAGAAGGAGCAAGAUAAAGCAACAAGUCUUUUUGGCGCUUCUGCAACGAAAAGAAUUCAGAGAAAUAUAAGCGCUUCUACUUCACUCAAAAAGACCGAAAAAAUACUAGAUCGUGCAUUAGAUAAUGUUUAUAAGGAUAUUUCUUCAAUCAGAUUGAAGCCUAUUGUAUUCAAAGUUCCCAAAUGA
Messenger RNA from Trichomonas vaginalis G3, 1137 nucleotides. RefSeq lists its product as uncharacterized. The coding region runs from base 1 to 1137 and encodes 378 amino acids. The transcript has a single exon. The record is from RefSeq and is a predicted model, not a curated record. Lineage: Eukaryota; Parabasalia; Trichomonadida; Trichomonadidae.